AUGAGAGAAGAGAAGGCAAAGGAUGGUAGGAGAAGAAGGAAGACGAAGCCAGCUGCAUGUCAAUCCAAAGGUGUUGACAAUGAUUCGUUCGAGAUGGAAGAAUGCAAAAGACCGGAUUCGAGACCCGAAGUUCCAGCGGAAUCGUUACAACACAUGCACAUGGAAGAGUCACCUAGACAACAUAAACCUCGGACAAGGAAGUCGACCAUAUCCUCUGCAUCAGCUGUCGAUGCGGAGUCAGCUUCCGUCGCACCAGACACCGAUGCAAACGAGAAUGAAGUAGUGGGUAUCGUGAUCCACCGGACCGACCAAUUACGCGCCACGGCAGACGUCCGGUAUGCUAUGGUCCGAGUACACGUUAUGAACGAGCAGAUGGGCACUUAUUACUUGCGACAGCGUCAGUUGCCGAGUUCCGGUGAUAGAAAGUGGUCCCAGUUUAUACAACCAGUCUGGUGUGCGCCGAUAGAGCUUCUACAGGGUCCCGCGAAGUUGCCGGUGUGGGAAGAACUGUUGUUUAUCAAUGAACAAUACGGUUACAUAGCCGACACCCCAUCAACCGUAUUGUUGUUUGAGCUGUUGAACAUCAGGACGCAUCCCGGUAAUUUGGAUCUCUCGCGAUGCACUCAAGCGGAGCACAGGGUAUCUACAAUAGCUUGGGCAUUCCUUCGUCUCGUGGGCGCGAACGGGCACACUAAUACAGGACUGAAAAAGCAGCGUCUUCAACUGUUCGAACCGGUCCCGAACUGCAAGCCUCCUGGGAUCAAGUUAUCGCAACAGAGUUCGAAGCAUGGUACGAUCAAGAAAUUUCCCGAACCAAUGGCUGCAGGGCAGCAUUUAUUCGAUUGGUGGAGCAUGGGGUCAAGCGCGAGAAUCAAAUAUCCUUCCACACUGUAUGUAACGGUGAAAAAGAUUAACAUCGGACAGCAAAUCCGUGGGUCUGAGUUCUCUGUGGACCGAUUAACUAACCUGACCAACUUGGAAAACGCCGGUGGACAAAUCAGCAAACAGAGUCUGUCUCAAGCAGAGGACCAGUUUUCCGACUUCUCCGAGGCCACAAUUCAUCGCGUCGACUCAGAGCUAUGGCGCAGGUCCCCGGAUCAACCGUGUCGCAUUCCGAACGAAUUCAUCGGUUCCGGAACCAACGAGCUGUUGCUCUUGCCGGAGGAUGUCACUGUGUCUGGAAGUGAUGCGCGCACUCGUCGCACAUGUGGUUCCCACGCGGUGAAGUUUAGCCCCAACGGAAAGUGGAUCGCUGUCGGAUCUGCAAGCGAAGCAGCCAGCGGGUCACGCCCUCCGGUUGUGGGUCAGAUUUUGUCAACAGAUGCGCCUGUCUUUGUCUAUAAGCAUCCGUUUCGUGUACAGUCAGCCACUCCUCACCUGCAACUCGCGGGACAUACGAAGAUCGUUUACUCUGUCGACUGGUCGCCAACUCCCAUAAUCAGUCAGGUGAAUCGUGAUUCCAAAAGCCCCGGUCAAAUGACUGCAUGGCUCCUGGCUUCUGCAUCCGCAGACGGGACAGUUCGUGUGUGGUGGCUUCCACCCGAACAAUUGAGGGGUCGUUUCAUUAAAAAGGAUUUGGGUAUUAACCCCAUCGGGGUGUCCUCACCAGUUCACGUGACGCCGGACGAUGGUAAGGCGGUUACUGGUGAAACCAGUCGGAGAGGCAUAUUUUGCACAGUGUUGGGACACCCCAGCUUUGUCUACAGUGCACAAUUCAGUCCUCAUCCGGUUUCGGGCGAUGAACAAGAUGAGCAGACAGUCGAGCACAUUUUAGCCACCGCGGGAUUCGAUCAGAUCGUCCGAUUGUGGAAGAUUGGGCAGCUAAAGGCAGAGGCAAGUUACAAGCUGACACUUUACUAUGUCACAUUCAAGUUAAGGGGAUUAAUUUCUGCUCAACUUCUUGGUGGUCAAAAUUACCGCGAGUUGCUGCGUAGUUGCAUCAGCCCGUGUGGAUCCUUUGUCUUCUCUGGCGCCGAGGAUCACAAUGUUUACGUGUGGAGCGCAAUCACAGGUGACCAAGUGGCUUGUUAUCGGCAGCUCCAGUUCAGUGGAUCGGUGAAAUCCAUCAGCUUCCACCCAACACAACACGUGGUCGUGUUUGCGUCGCUUGAUCGAGAACAGCCCGUUUGUGUCUACGCAUUCAACCCACUACGUGCAGCCAGGAUCAGGGAAGCACCGUUUCUCCAGCUUUCCGACCUCGCAGAGUCCAAAAGUGUUCUAUCAACUGAGGAAACUUCGAGGUUGGAUCGAAUUCACGUAGACAAGGAAAGACGAAAAGCAACCCGGAUUCGUCGAGCGUUGGCCAAGCUAGACAGCGUUAAAGUGAUGCGGCACAUCCCAUUUGUCGCUGAGGAGUCUCUUGACGACCUG
This is a messenger RNA of Dicrocoelium dendriticum, 2370 nucleotides long. The record is from the annotation of a GenBank genome assembly. Lineage: Eukaryota; Metazoa; Platyhelminthes; Trematoda; Plagiorchiida; Dicrocoeliidae.